Notothenia coriiceps (black rockcod) is the source of this 4420-nucleotide messenger RNA. RefSeq names its product hyaluronan synthase 2 (gene has2). The record is from RefSeq and is a predicted model, not a curated record. Gene Ontology annotation, molecular function: hyaluronan synthase activity. Bases 1 to 1659 code for a protein of 552 amino acids. Gene Ontology annotation, cellular component: plasma membrane. Gene Ontology annotation, biological process: hyaluronan biosynthetic process; polysaccharide biosynthetic process; extracellular matrix assembly. The transcript is spliced from 3 exons. Lineage: Eukaryota; Metazoa; Chordata; Actinopteri; Perciformes; Nototheniidae.
AUGAAGUGUCAGAGAGUCCUCACCUACCUGCGGAUAAUUGGAACCACCAUGUUCGGCGUGUCCCUCCUGGUGGGAAUCUCCACGGCCUACAUCAUGGGUUACCAAUUUUUCACCACAGCACACAAUCACCUAUCCUUCGGCCUGUAUGGCGCCAUCUUGGUGGUCCAUCUCAUCAUCCAGAGCCUCUUUGCGCUCUUAGAACACCGAAACAUGCGGCGUUCCUUGGAGACGCCAAUCAAACUCACUAAGUCCUUGGCGUUGUGCAUCGCAGCGUACCAAGAGGACCCGCACUACCUGAGGAAGUGCCUGGUGUCGGUGAAGAGGCUGACGUACCCGGGGAUCAAAGUGAUCAUGGUGAUUGACGGGAACGCAGAAGAUGACUUGUACAUGAUGGAUAUUUUUAAAGAGGUCAUGGGUCGGGACAAGUCGGCCACAUACGUGUGGCGGAGUAACUUUCACAGCAGGGGGGCGGAGGAGACGGACGAGAGCUACGCUGAGAGCCUUCAGCAGGUCUCCAGGCUGGUGCUGAACAACAAGUGUGUGUGCAUCAUGCAGAAGUGGGGUGGCAAGAGAGACGUCAUGUACACAGCCUUCAAAGCUCUGGGGAGGAGCAUUGACUAUGUGCAGGUGUGUGACUCUGACACUAUGUUGGACCCGGCAUCAUCAGUGGAGAUGGUGAAGGUUCUAGAAGAAGACCCUAUGGUGGGAGGUGUUGGAGGAGAUGUGCAGAUCCUGAACAAAUACGAGUCGUGGAUCUCCUUCCUAAGCAGUGUGCGGUACUGGAUGGCCUUCAACAUCGAACGGGCCUGCCAGUCCUACUUUGGUUGUGUGCAGUGUAUCAGUGGGCCUUUAGGAAUGUACCGGAACUCUCUUCUGCACGAGUUCCUUGAAGACUGGUACAAUCAGACUUUCAUGGGAUCCCAUUGCAGUUUUGGGGAUGAUCGCCAUCUCACAAACAGAGUUCUAAGCCUUGGGUAUGCAACCAAAUAUACUGCUCGAGCAAAGUGCCUCACUGAGACGCCGAUUACAUACCUGCGUUGGCUCAAUCAGCAAACACGAUGGAGUAAGUCAUAUUUUAGAGAAUGGCUAUACAACUCCAUGUGGUUCCACAAACACCAUCUAUGGAUGACCUAUGAGGCUGUAAUAACGGGCUUCUUUCCAUUUUUCCUCAUCGCCACCGCAAUCCAACUUUUCUAUCAAGGAAGGCUUUGGAAUAUUCUUUUGUUUCUGCUUAUUGUGCAGGCGGUGGCGUUGAUCAAGGCAGCGUUUGCCAGCUGCCUCAGGGGUAACAUUGUCAUGGUGUUCAUGUCAUUCUACUCAGUACUUUACAUGUCAAGCCUGUUGCCAGCUAAGAUGUUCGCAAUAGCAACAAUCAACAAGUCUGGAUGGGGGACCUCUGGCAGAAAAACCGUAGUGACGAACUUCAUUGGUCUGGUUCCUAUAUCAGUUUGGUUUACCAUUCUCUUCAUUGGGAUUAUCUACACAGUAAUCCUGCAGUCUAGAAAACCCUUUCCUGAUUCAGAAAAAAUUGCUCUGGUCAUCGGGGCAGUCGUCUAUGCCAGUUACUGGGUCAUGCUUUUGACGUUGUAUACAGUGCUCAUAAAUAAGUGUGGGAAGAGGAAGAAGGAACCCCACUAUGAUAUGGUGCUGGAUGUUUGACUUACUUACAGUCAUCACUUACCACUGAACUUGGUUUUUCGGCCGUUUUUUUACUCUCACCAUGUUGUUAUACAAAUGUUUUUUAGAUGCAGAAAAGCUCUGGAGGCAAAACUGGUUGAGUUCAACUAUAAUGGCCAAACAGGGUUUUUUUUAAACUUGAAAGGAAAAAGAACAUGUGAAUGACAGUGGCUGCUUCUUCUUUCUGUUCAUUCAUGACCAUUGUCCUUUAUUAUUAGAAUCUUGUAUAACUAGCAAAAGAUCAGCUACUGUAAACUCACUAGGUAAACUUGACCACUCAGUAUGGCAUUGUUUAAUACAUUGCAGUUGGCUGCAAGAGUGCUAGGCUUUGUAACGUUAGCUACCUCUUACCCAUGUCAUUUUCAAUGGGCUUCAGUCUAACGUUUGCAACUCAGCCAAAGAAACUGCCUUUUUUGUAAAUCCAUCCAUUGGGGUUUAACUUGACCAGAAAGAAUAUUCUUCCUCCAGAGCAUCAUUGUGUCUCCACAACAUGUUUGUACACCCUAACUAGAAACACAUCUACAUUAAGCCACCGCCAAUGGAAGCAAAGAAACAACACCACUAGCAGCUUUCUCCAUUGUCCUGGAUUAAUGGUGUUUUUGUAAUUGUAAUAUGCAAGUAUCUGGAUGGUCAGUGUACACCUCAUGAAUAGGUGAGGUUACCCACAUAACCAUUGAAAACAUAUCCACAAAUAGUCACAACACAUCUGUUUAAAGAUUGAAUACCACAACUUCAAAGUUCUUAGCUUUUCUGAAGGCAAAGCAUUGGGGUAAUUUAUCAGUGUUUAAGAAUCUCUUUGGAAGAGCUAAAUAAUCCAUGUACAAAGAGUGAAAAGGGUGCAGAAAGGGCUUUAAGAAGAAAAGCUGCUCUUUUGCUGCACUCAUGUCAUAUUGGACACUUUCUCAUAGUCUUCACACGUUAUAAAUGUAUUGAUCUGUUUCAACAGAAGAAUUUGUUUAGUUUCGCUGUUGUCAAUUCAUUGGUGCAACUACUAAAUAUCAAUGGUAGUGAACAGCUAUUUGAUGCAGGCUUGACAUUACAAUUCUUAAUUUCCUGCUUGAAAACGCACGCAUCACUGGCCUUGGUGCAUGUAAAAUGAAUGUGAAAAGGUGCAACAUGCAUAGAAGUGUCCAAUCAUGCCAUCGAGAGGAUGCAAAAUCCAUUAAUAUCCAUCAUAAGGUUAUUUGUUAUUCCCAUAUGACAUGAUUGCAGUAUUUCUCAACGUUUACAAAGUGAAGAAUCUCAAACUGAUCACUGAUUGGUGGAUAUAAUCUCACAGGGGACCAGGUGAACAUGUGACCAGAGGAGAGACUGUGUACCAUUGCUGCUGUGACUGUUUUUUUUAUGGAAAAAAAUAACUUUUUGUUUUACUUUUUUUAUAUGAAUUAUGAGCGAUAUUGCAAAAAUGGUUUUAACACUAUUAUUGGUAAUGUUUUAUCUUUCUUCCAAGUUUAGUGAUAACCACCAAGUAGACAUGAUGGGCAUGUUCCAAUCCAAAUUGCCUUCCAUGUGUCCUUGCUCUCUUCCUAUAAUUCACAUACUGUAUCGAAGAUAGCUUCCUUGUAUUAUGUUGAUUGACAUUGUAAGGAAGAAGUAAAUGUGAGAAGAACACAUUAAUGCACCAAAUGGGAGAAAAGUACUACCUGAUAACAGGAAUGUGAAUAAGGGCACUUCAUGGAAAGGAACAGCACUUUGGAAUGAAACGAGUCCAGUGUUUGCUAAAGACCAGGAGCAGACAUGAGUUUAAUUCUUAUGCACUUUUAUGUCUCUCCUGUCUUCCAGCAUGAUGCUUGACGUAAUCAAGAUGAAAUACCUCAGUGGUUCUCUUUGCAUUGCAUUAAGGCAUUAGGAUGCCUUCCAAAGACUGAUGCAUUCUGAAGGUCUCAAGUAAUUUAUGAUCUGUUUGUGAUAUUAUAUAUAAAAGUGUCCUUUUUUAUACACAGUUCCUUAUUAAGUCAAAGCUGGAUUUCUCUGCCUAGUCGGCCCUUUGCUGUAGCCGUUUACUUGUUGUUACUUUGUAUUUCAAUGCAUUUUAUAUAUAGACAUUUGUUUUCUACUUCGCUUAGCUACCAAAGAUUCUUUAUUUUCACUCAUGUUUUUAUAAGAAAAAUGGGAAAAUGUAUUUGUUGUGCUUUCAACUGUUCUGACAAUGACUUGUAUAUCUGACCAAACAAUGUGAAAUUCUGAGCUGGGGGGUUUGUCUGCAAUAACAACAAGAUAAAUGUUAUUUGUAGGGAUAAGUUAUUGAUUUCAAGAGUGUUGAUGAACCUGUGUUUUUGUACUUUGUACUUAGAUGGAAAACCAGCAUAUUUAUGUAAGAUGAUUCUGUGGUUUAUAGAAUUCUGUUCUUAGUAAGAUGGCCUAUGGUAUACAUGUAAAACCCCUAAGGAUAUAUUUGUAUACACUGCAAAAAAAUACAUUUAGAAAAUGUUUUUAUAUAUAUACAUAACGUGAACAUAAGUGCUAGACUCCAAAUGUGUUUGCAGUCGUGCAUCCCAUGUUCAGUAAAAUGAGCAAUAAUGCCAAAGCAGACUGGAAACUGUAAUCAAAACAUUUGCACACAAAUGUAAUUAUUUGCAAAUUAUGUUUUAAAGUUGGGAGGUGCCUUAUGAAGCAAUAACAAUUUAGAAAAACUUGGGGGACAUUUUUAUACACUUUUAAUGAUGGUUUUAUUUCAAAUGUAAUUAUUGAGACCAAUAACAAUGUGGUUGUUUUCAUGUCAAACUAGUCAUGGGCAGUGUUA